AUGCCGCCGAAAAAAAAAAAUAGUGAUCUAGAACCCAAAGCCAAGGGGAAGGCAAAGCCAAAGGCUUCAGCCGCCAUAGCCCCGCUUCUAGAUGCAGAGAAUGCCGCAGCUUUGGCUUCCACAGGAGCCAAGUAUAACUUGGAGCUGAUGACUUCCACUUUUGAAGCCCUUGAGGAGCUCACCAGGAACACGUGGCCAGGCAUCUUCGAUGAAGAGCCUCUGCCGCUGGGAAUGGGCGCAAACCAGUUGAAGGCUGCGUUGUUUCCCGGUGGCGUGGCAAACCCUUCGUCCAGCUAUGUAUGCUCUCAAUCGAUCUUCAAGUGUGACCUCUUGUUCAAUGCAGACCCUAGUGUGCCACUGAGACAAAAGAGUAUCAAUGAGCUGGGCGCCAGAUACUACGAAAACCCAGCUCGGUUCCACACCAGGAUUCAUGUUGCCAUAUCGCCAGACUGGCAUUUGUCCUGCGACCCCCAGAAGGUCAAGCCAGGAUCUCCCGUGGAAAACGUGAUGGGUUUUGUGCUGUCAAUGUUCAGGGACAACGAAGAUGAAGAGAAGAUUGCUCAGUGGAAGCGAUAUGCGCUUUCUGUCACUGAAUCGUUUGUCGAGACCGCCGUCUCCUUGCACAAACGGGUUUUCUCCAACACCAAACUUCUGGAUCUUCUCCUGGAAGCAGAUGAGUGUCCGAGUGAUGCGAACCCCUUCAAUAGCUACACCAAGCUCCAGGUCAUAGUGCACAAAGCCAAGUCUCCCCGCAAUGUGGAAUGGUGUUUUUGUGCCAUGAAAUGGGGAUGGAAAUCUGAACUGAUCAGCGAGAUGCGGGAGGUUUGCAAAGACCAUGCUUCUUUCCGGGCGCAGGCAGACAAAGAAAUCAAAGAAGCCAAAAAGAAAAGUGGUGAGGAGAAUGCUGAGGACGACGAGGACGACGUCCAACUGGUCGAAGAACCUGUGGAGAUGGAGGAGGAUGAGAAAGGAACCGGCCACCUGAAGGUUCCCGAAUCAGUCCUGAAGACCAGAAAGAGGGGAACGAAAAACCAGUCGACAGAUGGUGAGCCUUUGGACUUGGAUGAGGAGUCAUUGCGAAGAUUGGAUGCGUUCAAGCUGAAGGCCUGCAAUAUGGUGCGAACCCAUGUAAAGCUCAUCGUGGAGGAGGACACAAAGCUAGCAGGUGAAGCUGGCACCCAGCCGAGCCUGCGGGUGCCACCUUUGCGUGAAGGUCGUCAUGGGAAGCUGUUCAUGAGCGCACUCGGCCUCAGGCUUGAAAAUGGCACAAUGCGCCCGGGCGACUGCAUGAUCAUCAUGGACGGAGGCCGCGAAGGCAUCUUGUCAGCAUGUGGCACUGAGGAGGCGGGGCUGGUCUACAAGAAACGACGCCACUAUGGAGGCACAAGUCAUGGAGACUGCAUCGGCCCAGUCUUGGCGCCAGAUUGGGACGAUGAGAAAGAAACAUGGAGGGUGACCUAUGGGGAGAAGAAACUGCUCUAUGGCACUGCAAACCGAAUCGCUGUGGGUGGGCGUGCUGAUGAACCUGUCGCCGACCACCAGAAGGGCAUCCGACGCAAGGACACUGACGUGGAGCCCGUCGCAUAUCACUCUCUGCCUAGCGAAGCGGUCGCUGAAGUCUUCCAUGAGUUCAACAUCUCAGCCAUGUUGGAUUUGAGAAUGCUGGACCCCGAAUCCCCCAUCUUCGAGCUAACCCUUCUGGCCUUGGUCCAAAAGAAAAAGUCGAAGAACCUGAAGGAAGAUGAGGAGGAAGAGCAGGAGGACGAAGAGAUGGAGGAUCCAAAGCCACGCCGAAAGGGUGCAGGAGUGGAGAAGCUAAUCCACGUCUAUGGAUCAGGCUUUCCAUGUCAGCCAUUCUCUUCCAUUGGGAGGAUCACCGGCAGAGCCAAGGUAGUAGGAGAAAGCGGAGCUGCAAGGGUGGUCUUCAGAGAAGACUAUGGAGUUGAGCGUCCGCGAGUACGGGCUAGCGUUGGGAAACGCAUGGCCGUUGCCUGUAGCAACAAGGAUCUUAGAAGCCCCAGGCGGAUGGAGCAGGCCACCAGGAAGCCACCACCGCGUGGCUGA
This is a messenger RNA of Cladocopium goreaui, 2064 nucleotides long. NCBI's taxonomy places the organism in Eukaryota, Dinophyceae, Suessiales, Symbiodiniaceae. The record is from the annotation of a GenBank genome assembly.